GACAUAAGGAGGACCAGGUCACUUUUGCAGGAACAGGAAGACAGGGAGAGUUCAAUGUGGUCCUUGGUCAGGACCUGGAACCUCCAUAUACCAUUCUUUAGGGUCAGAAAGGCUGCUACAAAGAAAGGCAAUCCCAAGGGAGGAUUUGCUCACUGAAUUCUGGAUGAAAUAACUUGGGAACUCCUGUGAGAUAGAGUAUUUCUUUUUUUCUCCCUAUGCAGUCUCUCAGAAUGCUCCAAGAGGGUUUAGCUUUCCAAGUCAGAAGAUUCUCAGCACAGCCAAGUAGGCCUGGAGUAUUAGAAAUCUUUGUCUUAAUCUCAAGAGGCAAUCUCUGCUUCAUGACCAAGUACAGACCUGCUUCCUCUAUUGAGAAGCCCUUGUUGUCUAGAAGCCUCUAGCAGCCUUAUCAUUUUCUUUGUAUCCCUUCAAAUAAAAAAAUUUUGAGAGAAUCAUCAGGUAACGUGCCUUUUCAAGACACUUAAAAUAUCUCCAUCCUAACAUAAUACAGUUAUUCCCAAACAGUAACCUCUGAUUUACUUCUGUCUUCUAAGUAGUCACAGGUCUGUCACUGAGAUCUAUACAUUUAUUUAUAACUAACCAAAGUUUAUUCCUGAGCAUUUGUUCUCGGAGAAGGAGCAUACAAUACAUAUACUGCAGAUGAAUAUUCACUUCAGAAGUGGUCUUAAUAUCCUGAUAACCUCUUCUUUUGUGAUUGUAUCAAAAGGCAACAUCCUGAAGCAGUAUCACACAGAAUUAUUCUAAGGACAUGCCAGGAGGAAAAAUGGCCAAAUCCUUCCCAGUACUCUGCUCACUUCUGUCCUUUAUCGUGAUACAUUUGACGUUACCUUCUGGCCCUCCACACUGGUGGCCACCACAUGGAAAUAUUAAGGUGAAAUGUCCAUAUAAGAAAGGAUUGAGUUGGUUCAAUGGAACAGUGAACCCCUGCCCUGGUAUAUAUCAACCCAUCUGUGGCAACAAUUUGGUAACCUAUGAAAAUCUCUGCAUCUUGUGUGUUGAGAGCAUGAAAUCUCAGGGAAAAAUUAAUUUGCAUGAUGGAAAAUGCUGAGUGGACUCAGACAUGAAAGAAGUACCUUUUUUUUAUCUUUCCAUUGAGAAAAUCCUUCUCUUGCAACUCACCCCUCCUUAGAUGUGUUCUUAGUGACAGAGAGCUACCCCUAGUGAACUUGCAGACCUCUCCCCUCAUUGAUUCGCUGCCUUCCAUAUUCUCCCUAAUAAAUAAACUUUUCUGAAAGUCUCAUUUAACAUGGGUCUCAGAUCCGUAUCUCAAGCCUCAGAAGUAGAACAAAAUGAACAUUUGAGCCAAAGAUCAGAGACAAACACAGGGCUUAAUCAGGUCUCUGAUACUGUAAACUGUGGAAUAACCUAUCAAUAUGUAAAGGCUCCUGGUUGUCUUCCAAAGAACACAACAGAAAUUUCUUCCAUAUUCCUUCAGAAUUAAAAAUAAAUAUAUAUUAAUAGGAAAUGUGCCUAAAAUAACCAGCUGAGCUUCCCCUCGCAGCUGUAACCAGAGUAGUCAUCCAUCUACCAGCUCUAGUUUGUCUAAGACAGACUUGGAAUAGAAAAAGUACACCCUGGGAGAGUGCUCUAAGCUUUCACAGCUCUUGUCUGAGAGGAAAUUGCUAUCUAGAAAUUAAAUGAAGGUAUAAGAGCAUUCUCAGAACUACCAGUCUUGCCUGAACCAAGAUGGCAGAGUAGAAGGACGUACUCUCACUCCCUCUUGCGAGAACACCAGAAUCACAACUAGCUGCUGGACAAUCAUCAGCAGGAAGACACUGGAACUCACCAAAAAGAUACCCCACAUCCAAAAACAAAGGAGAAGCUACAGUGAGACGGUAGGAGGGGCGCAAUCACAGUAAAAUCAAAUCCCAUAAAUGCUGGUGGGUGACUCACAGACUGGAGAACACUUAUACCACAGAAGUCCACCCAGUGGAGUGAAGGUUCUGAGCCCCACAUCAGGCUUCCCAACCUGGGGGUCCGGCAACAGGAGGAGGAAUACCUAGAGAAUCACACUUUGAAGGCUAGUGGAAUAUGAUUGCAGGACUUCAACAGGACUGGGAGAAACAGAGACUCCACUCUUGGAGGGCACACACAAAGUAGUGUGUGCAUCGGGACCCAGGGGAAGGAGCAGUGACCUCGGAGGAGACUGAACCAGACCUACCUGCUAGGGUUGGAGGGUCUCCUGCAGAGGCAGGGGAGGCUGUGGCUCACCAUGGGGACAAGGACACUGGCAGCAGAAAUUCUGGGAAGUACUCCUUGGUGUGAGCCCUCCCAGAGUCUUCCAUUAGCCCCACCAAAGAGCCCAGGUAGGCUCCAGUGUUGGGUGGCCUCAGGCCAAACAACCAACAGUGAGGGUACCCAGGCCCACCCAUCAGCAGUCAAACGGAUUAAAGUUUUACUGAGCUCUGCCCACCACAGCAACACUCAGCUCUACCCACCACCAGUCCCUCCCAUCAGGAAACUUGCACAAGCCUCUUAGAUAGCCUCAUCCACCAGAGGGCAGACAGCAGAAGCAAGAAGAACUACAAUCCUGCAGCCUGUGUAACAAAAACCACAUCCACAGAAAGAUAGACAAGAUGAAAAGGCAGAGGGCUAUGUACCAGAUGAAGGAACAAGAUAAAACCUCAGAAAAAUAACUAAAUGAAGUGGAGAUAGGCAACCUUCUAGAAAAAGAAUUCAGAGUAAUGAUAGUGAAGAUGAUCCAGGACCCUGGAAAAAAGAAUGGAGGCAAAGAUCGAGAAGAUGCAAGAAAUGUUUAACAAAGACUUAGAAGAAUUAAAGAACAAAUAAACAGAGAUGAACAAUACAAUAAAUGAAAUGAAAACUACACUAGAAGGAAUCAAUAGCAGAAUAACUGAGGCAGAAGAAUGGAUAAGUGACCUGGAAGACAGAAGGGUGGAAUUCACUGCUGCGAAACAGACUAAAGAAAAAAGAAUGAAAAGAAAUGAAGACAGCCUAGGAGACCUCUGGGACAACAUUAAAUGCAAAAACAUUCGCAUUAUAGGGGUCCCAGAAGGAGAAGAAAGAACCCGACAAAAUAUUUGAAGACAUUAUAGUCGAAAACUUCCCUAACAUAGGAAAGGAAAUAGCCACCCAAGUCCAGGAAGCGCAGAGAGUCCCAUACAGGAUAAACCCAAGGAGAAACACACCGAGACACACAGUAAUCAAAUUGGAAAAAAUCAAAGACAAAGAAAAAUUAUUGAAAGCAGCAAGAGAAAAACGACAAAUAACAUACAAGGGAACUCCCCAUAAGGUUAACAGCUGAUUUCUCAGCAGAAACUCUACAAGCCAGAAAGGAGUGGCAUGAUAUACUUAAAGUGAUGAAAGGGACGCACCUACAACCAAGAUUACUCUACCCAGCAAGGAUCUCAUUCAGAUUCAAUGGAGAAAUCAAAAGCUUUACAGACAAGCAACAGCUAAGAGAA
Molecule: messenger RNA, 3443 nt
Organism: Orcinus orca (killer whale)
Lineage: Eukaryota; Metazoa; Chordata; Mammalia; Artiodactyla; Delphinidae
Product: serine protease inhibitor Kazal-type 14
Molecular function (GO): protein binding
Source: RefSeq, a predicted model, not a curated record